AGACGGGCCAGAACAACAGUAAGGACAGUGACAGCGAGAGCGUGAGCGGGGAGUCCAAGCCGUCCGUCAGGAGUAGCUCCAGAGACAGGCUGACAGACUGUGACAGUGAGACUGACCAGGAGGACAAGGCGUCCGAUGCCAGCUCAGAGAAAUUCUUCAGAACCGCCGCAGGUAAAGUUCCAGAUUUCAGCGUUGAUGCGCUCUCCUCCACCAAUGGCAGCCAGGAGCCUUGCGGCCCGGCCCUCCCCAAGGUGUCAGGCCUAGAGCGGAGUCAGGAGAAGAGCCAGGAGAGCUGCCGGGACGUCCAGCCUCCUGCGCCCAGCGGCCCCAAGCAGCCUCCACCCCCCCAGGCCCGAGCGGCCGCCCGCUCCCUGCCUCUGGCCCUACCCCCCGGCCCCCAGAUCCAGCCCUCUCCCCCGCGGCUGGCCCAGAGCCAGGCCCAGGCCCACCUGCCCCCACGCUCCGAGGCUCUCCUCAGGCCUCAGACCCCCGCAGCCCUGCCUCUCGCCCAGGGCCACGAGCCCUCGCAGGCCCACCCUCCGCGGCCCCAGCACCAGCCUGAGAAAGCCCAUCCCCGGCCUCCACCCACACCCAACCUCCACCCCCACCACCCUCCAUCUCCAGUUCUACAAACCCACCACAAUCACCACCCCAGCCAGGCCGGUCCCCACCGGCCCCCCUCCCACUGCCACCCUCGUCCGCUGUCUACCUACAAUAGCAACCUCACCCUCAACGGGCACAGUAGUAGGAGCAGUACACCUGGCAAGCCCCCCCACGGCCCGCAGGCUCCGCCCCCACACCUACACCACCCUCCCGCCCUCCGCCGCCGCCGGCUUCCCCCUGCCCCUCCGGCCAACCAGAACGCUCCCCACGGCUUCCCUCAGGCCCUGCAGUCUUCGCCACACCCACAUCACCCCAAUAUGUUUGCGCCUCCAGCGGCCUUGCCCCCACCACCGCCACUGACGUCUAGUACCCUGCCGGUCCCUGGACACCCUGCCGCUGGGAGUGCCUACUCAGAACAAGACCUGUUGCGUCAGGAACUCAACACUCGCUUCCUGGCCUCCCAGAGUGCAGAUCGCGGUGCCUCCCUGGGCCCGCCCCCAUACCUGCGCACAGAGUUCCACCAGCACCAGCAUCAGCACCAGCACCAACACACCCACCAGCACACCCACCAGCACACCUUCACCCCCUUCCCCCACGCCAUCAUGCCCACCCCUGCACCGCCCAUGGUGCGUACCCCAGCCAGAAAUUUUGAAAAAUACCCGACAAAAGUCGACCCCUUCUACAGACACAGCCUGUUCCACUCCUACCCCCCUGCCGUGUCCGGCAUUCCCCCGGUCAUCCCGCCCACUGGACCCUUCGGCUCGCUGCAGGGGGCCUUUCAGCCUAAGACCUCCAAUCCUCUGGAUGUAGCUUCCAGACCCGGCGCUGUCCCACACACACUCUUACAAAAGGACCCCAGGCUAACGGAUCCGUUUCGGCCCAUUCUCAGGAAACCAGGGAAGUGGUGUGCCAUGCAUGUGCACAUAGCCUGGCAGAUCUACCACCACCAACAGAAAGUAAAGCAGCAGAUGCAGGUCGACCCUCAUAAGCUGGACUUCGGCCUCAAGCCAGAGUUCUUCAGCCGGCCCCCGGGCCCCAGCCUCUUUGGUGCGAUCCACCACCCCCACGAUUUGGCACGCCCCGCCACGCUCUUCUCAGCUGGAGGGCCGACACACCCUUCGGCAGGACCCUUCGGUCACCCCUCCCACCACCCCGGAAACUUCCUCACCCCCGCCCCUCACCUGGAGCCGUUCAGCAGGCCUCCCUCCUUCGGCGGCCUGGCGGCGCUCGGCUCGGCCGCGUUCGGGGGGCUGGGGAACCCGGCACUAAAAUCCCUAACAGCGCCCAACUCCAUGUUCGGCCAUAAAGACAACCCCAACGCACAGCAGCACUUCGGCAACAACCACGAGCCGUGGAACCGGCUGCAUCGCACGCCGCCCUCCUUCCCCACGCCGCCGCCCUGGCUCAAGCCCGGGGACUCGGAGAGGAGCACCUCGGUCAGCUCCCACGAGAGAGACCGCGACUCGGACAAGAGAGACUCCUCCUCCGUCACCAAGGACGACAAGGACAGGGACACGGAGAAGCGCCACUCCAGCCACCCGUCCCCAGUGCCCAUCAACCCCCUCACCCUGCUGGGCCACGGACGGCCCCAGGAGCCCCCCCGGAACCACCUUCCCCCCGGUGACAACCCCAGGGACAAGGACGGCAAGGCCAAAGACAGGGAGCGCGAGCACUCGGAGUCCUGGAAGGAGGGCCGCAGCCCGUCGGACGAGCACAAGCUCAAGGAGAACCACCACGGCGACAAGGACACGCCCGUCAUCCUGGACGGGCGGGUGUCCGAGAACAAGACCCCCAACCGGGGGGGGACGUCCCCCUACAUCCGUCAGACCAGUCUGGAGCGUCCCAACGGGGGCCUUGGCGUCUCGGAGAAGAAGGGGGAGCCGACCUACGAGCACCACAAGAAGAACAACGGCAACGAGGUGAAGGUGAAGGAGGAGAGAAAGGAGGAGCAGGACAGCCCCCCGGACAGACCCUCCGAGCACCCACCCCAGGUGCCCCCCACACCCACCCUCCACCCGCCCUCCUCCAUGCCUAUGCCCAUGGGCAUGGCUGGCGUCCACCCCAUGAACGCCAUCAGUGGCUUGGAGAGGACUCGAAUGGUGGCGCCCUUCAUGGGCAUCAGCCCCAUCCCGGGAGCCGAGAGGUUCCCCUACCCGGCCUUCCACUGGGACCCCAUGAGGGACCCCUACAGGGGCCUGGACAUCCACAGAAGGGACCCUCUGGGCCGCGACCUGCUGCUGAGGAACGACCCCCUGCACAGGCUGGCGGGGCCCCGGCUGUACGAGGCCGAGCGGUCCUACCGGGACCGGGAGCCCCAUGACUUUAACCGCGACCACCCGCACCCCCUGGUGCUGGAGCAGAGGAGGGAGCACGAGCGCGCCCACCUGGAGGAGAGGGAGCGGCUGCAGAUGCUCCGGGAGGACUACGAGCACGGCCGCCUCCACCCCAUGCACCACCACGCCCUGGACGGCCACCUGCCUCACCCCCACCAUGCCCUCAUGGCCCCCGGACUACCCAGCAUGCACUACCCCCGGGUCAGCCCCUCGGCUGCCGCCGGUAUGGCAGCUGCCGCCGCUGCCGCCGCUGCCGCCCACCAGAACGGCAUCCUCAACAAGACCCCGCCCACGGCCUCCCUGAGCGCCCCGCCCCCUCUGAUACCCACUCACGGCGCCAGACCGGGCUCUCCCAGACGGACUACGCCCCUGGGCACAGACAUCAGGGACAGGCCCAACUCACACACCCACAAGGACAUUGAGGCACGGUGAGGAGAGCUUGGGCUGUCACUCCGGACUAGACUGCCCCCACCCCCCCCCCCCACCCAGCAGCCCUGUGCCUCAACUCAUAGUGCACUUACCCUUGGGCGAACCAGACUCCAACAUAGCUGUGAAUAACAGAUAUGGGCGCGCGCACACACACACACACACACACACACACACACACACACCAUGAGUUGUUUUUUUUGUACAAAAAGGGACAAAAGGAUGGGGACAAAAAAAUGAGAUUUUACACACCUUUUUCCAGUUGGCUCCUGCUUUUGUGUGUAUUCUUUCUCUUGUUCGGUGAAGUGGUCUGGAGUAAGCUGAAGGUCUGUAGAAAAGUUGAAAUGAGAUGAAAGCCCCCAUAGAGACAAUAUUGGAAUGUACAGGUACUUCAAUGAGAGAGGGGAAGCGUGUAGAUAUGUGUACAGUCGAAUUGCUCACUCCUUACGGGGGAAAAAGAAAAAAAAAUCAUGGUACAAAUAUGCAAAAGGGUGUUUUUGAAAGCUUUACUUUGAACAAAUGUAAAUAGAGGACUGUUGAGGAACAGGUGCAGAAUGUGCUUCUGGCAGAUCAGUUUUCGCUUGCUGCAGCAGAACAAGA
This is a messenger RNA of Osmerus eperlanus (European smelt), 3962 nucleotides long. It is a transcript of the gene auts2a, whose product is annotated as activator of transcription and developmental regulator AUTS2 a. The transcript has 15 exons. Lineage: Eukaryota; Metazoa; Chordata; Actinopteri; Osmeriformes; Osmeridae. The record is from RefSeq and is a predicted model, not a curated record. The coding region runs from base 921 to 3368 and encodes 815 amino acids.